Molecule: messenger RNA, 2406 nt
Organism: Tuber aestivum (summer truffle)
Lineage: Eukaryota; Fungi; Ascomycota; Pezizomycetes; Pezizales; Tuberaceae
Source: the annotation of a GenBank genome assembly
GGGCCAAUGCACUUUCCCGACACACACCCCUUUGGCAGGCACAUUUUCCAUGCUGUACGAGUAUGAUAGCUUCCAGUUCGCACUCUCCACUUCCUCAUAAACCUUGGAACAAUUGAGCGUGUAUAUGAUACUUACGGGGGCAUCAUACAUACCAUUAUAACCCAUAGCACUCGGCCCUUGCCCUGGAUUGCUCAGGAUCCUAUUUUCUCUUUUCCCUGGCCGCCUCCACGUGACACCAUCACAACCGCUGUCGACUUGACAGCUGUAUCGUACCUUCUCCGUAGACUCCACAAUGUCCGAACCCAAGAUCCGUCCCGAUGAUCCCGUUCUCAAACUUUUCAGUCAAAAAGAAUCCGCUCAUACCGUCAAACUCAAGUCCUCUUCCCGCCCGGCUCCCAAGAAGACGGUUAAUUGGAAGGAGCGCGCAAACGAGCUCGAAUCUCUCGGUGACUCCUGCCUCCUAUCUCCCGCCUGCUUUCUUUUAUUGACGAGGUGUAGAUGAGAAACUAGUUCGACCGCCAGGUGCUGGAAACUCCCCAGGGACGCUCGUCACACAGUUGGAUGAUAAGGAUAUAUCGGCCUUCCCUACCGGACGGCCUCUCCACGAUGAGCCUGAUUAUAUCCUUUGCAAGUGUUGCAAGAAGCCAGUCAUUAAACCUGCCGCCAUGGCGCAUAUCAAAGCCUGCCAGAAGGAAAAGUCGGACAAAGCGAAGGAGAGAAAGAAGCUGAGGGAUGAGAAGGCUGCCGCCGCCGCAGGGAAGGAUAAAGGACCCACCGCGGAUACGAACGGGGAUGUUAACGGCGACGUGGAUGAAAAGAAAAAGGGUGCGAAGAAGAUGACGAAGAAGGAUACCGAUGGCGCAAAGUCCAAAAAACGAAAGGCAGAUGGUAAACCAUGCACUCAAUGAUCUCACAGCUCCUGUUAUACUGAUUCUACUAGAACCGAAACCCCCCAAGGAGCCCAAGGCCAAGAAGAAGAAGGAGAAGCCUGCAAAACCCGACCCAAAACCAAAAGGUAACCUCCUGGUUUACCUUAUGAAAUGUAUGGCUAACCUUCCUAGCCCCCGUUGACGUGGAGAAGCAAUGUGGAGUCCCACUUCCCAACGGUGCCCUCUGUGCCCGCUCACUGACCUGCAAAUCCCACUCUAUGGGAGCCAAACGUGGGGUCCUUGGCCGUUCCCAGCCGUACGACAUCCUCCUGGCAGCCUACCAAAAGAAGAACCAUGCGAAGCAACAAAGUAUCUCCCCAACCACUUCGUGCACCUUAUUUCCAGGCUAACAAUCUAGUAGAAGCAGCGAUAAAUGCGGGAGCUCCACCUCCUGACGAAAUCGAAGCCAACAACAUACUUAUCGACUCGGAUGAAGAGACAGAGUUGGUCAUGGCGGCGGUGACUCGCUCGAUGCCACAGCCGCUGGAACGACAUAUUCUUGUCCCUGUGCGGAAGAAGUACCAGUACGUCCGCAUGAAGGAGAUGCUAGCUAGCGCUCUCAAGCCCCUCAGCCGGCCGAUGUUUGAUGGGUCCAACACUGGGCCGUUGUUCGAUACCUCGGUACCGAAUCCUGCUGCUCGAGCGAUGUCGGGGAGCCAGCAAGGGAGACAGUACCCGCUUGUCCCACAGUCUAGGAAGGGCUCGCUACAGAUGCAAGGAUGAGAUUGGCAUGAAUGGAAUGUGGUUCACGGGAUUUCACUUUUUUCUUAUCUCUUAUACUUUGUAAUCGGGUUGGGGGGACAUCUGUAGGCGUUAGUUGGUGAAUUGCUUUUUUACUCUACUACUGCCACUGCUACUACCACUGCUGCUACUAUUACAUGCUGUUACAUUCACGUCUUUCUCUUAAACAAAAAAGUUCAACGGUGCUUGCCGUUUCAUUGCGUGAUUGUGUGAUGUACGGGGAGAGCCUUAACUAAGACUACCUUUCUAGUACUGGAAAUAAAGUACCAGGAUUAAUCGAGUUGAUCACGAAGACCUCCACUCAGGCGACCCCUCCCUCCACCCUACUCCCGCAUCCAUGCCAAACUUGACCAUUUAUUACCCCUCCUCAACCUCUCCCCUUUGCAACAGCCCACUUUCCCUCCUCAGCUCCUUAAUCACGGCCUUUCCGCCCUCGCCCUCCUGGUCAGCGAUCAUUCAUAUACCUAGACCCGUGGGUGCCGGGAGAUCUGUGUCACACAGCAGAGAAAUCUCACCGCCAAUGCCUCAGGAUGAACCCCAUUCUCUACGAGACUGACGCAAAGACUCAGCGUAGUCCUGUCCAAAUUCGUGUUCUUAUCAUUGACGGUAGGGUACGAUUUAGGUAUCAGCUGGAGGAAGAAGAGAAAAAAAAAGUGGGAAGGAGAGGAUAUUACAAGAAGGGUGGAUAUCUCGUGGAGGAUGUCGAUUACUUCUCUCGCUGCUUGCUGCUUUGAUG